CAGCAUAUUUGGCUCGUUCAAUUUAUAAUUAACACAAAAGUAUUUUAUUUAACAAAAGCGGAGUAUUAUUCACCCGAAAAAUGUUCUGUCAACUCAUUGAUUUCUAGGUGCCGAUAUUAAAACAAUAGAAGACAUUCGAACCUUUGUUAGAUAAGCGGUUGUCUACUUAUCAAAUUGGAACUGCAAUCCACGAUAGCCUCUUGGAAUCGUGAAAUAGUUACAAAGCAAACUUGCUGUAUUUAAGUAAUUAACAGUUACGGGAAUCGCAACGAGUGUACAGUAUCACCUGUUGAUGAGAUGAUGAGAGUGAGAGCGAAGCAAGUGGGAAUCAACAAAAAUAAAUAAAUAAUACAGCAAUAUUUUUUUUAAUAAAAGCGAACACUUUGCACUCGGCAAAUUAAAGGUUGAUUGAAAGCUUUCUUCAUUUGUUGGCACACAUGCUCAGACUUGGAAGUUUGUCUCUAUAUGCUUCGUUGUUGUGUGGGUGAGCUGAUUUUUUCUCUGACUGCAAUUUUCAAGUGCAAGCCAACAAAAUGUGAUGCGGCAUUUUCGUGGCGUCUGAUAAGUGCUUACUUUUUCGCGCAGUCCGUAACCAGCGGCGAAUACGCGUAUCUUAUCACUAUUAACUGACAAAGAGUCAGAGCAGCAGAGAACGCAGCCGAGCAGCAAAAAUCCACCUUAGGUGAACAUGACAGCUUACCGUUGCUUUUAAUAAAAACGAUACACGUACAGCUGCAAAGCCACAUACACGCGCACAUGCAACAAGCGUAGGUUUCGUAAUUUAUAUAAGAUGAAGAUCUAGAAAAUCCUUCACUGUUAAAAACAGCCAGCCAAGAUAAGUUUAUUUUUUUUCGGCAAGAUUUGAAUAUGCGCAAAGUUAUAAUGUAAGAGCGCCUGCUCGGAAAUUGUUCUAACGUAAUGUCAACAAACGAACUGGCACUUGUAAACAGAGAGCAGAGGUUGCCCUUCAGCAGCUGCUUACACAAUAUCACAACAAAAACAACAGCAAUAAAGCAGCGCUCAGCCAUCACGGGGCUGCGUGCGGUCUGCUCCACUUGAUUACAGGUGCAGCCGAGCGCUGACGAAGGCUGCUGGUGUAUAUGGGCCAACAGGUGCUCGGCGCGCUAGCGCUCGGUGCUCAGUCAGUCGUAGCUCAGCAAUCGCAGCGUUUGAAAGUAUCAUAAGUGACGGUAUCGGGCUUGCCGGCGAUACCUUCUAGACCGUAAAUUCUCACGAGACGUACUCUUAGCUAAACUCAGUAAUCAAAAUUCAUUGUCGUUGGCAGCUUCGUGCAGCGUCGACUAUUCGGCCAGCUUCAACUUGGUUAGUCACUGCACUGGCGCGGAUAUCUUGCUGAUAGUGGUGGCUUGAGUUACGGAUUAUUUGUAUUCGUUUUUCUGGCGCUUCUCGCAUUUUAGCCGCAAUUAGCGUUUUUUUUUUUUGUUUUUUUUUUUUGCGUACUGGUACUGAAACUGUGCGAUUAUCAUUAAACAGAAAAUGUUAAUAUUUGCCACACACAAAGAAAUCGUAUGGAAUGCUUGUGCGCGUGUGUGCGUUUCAACGAAAUAUGUGUGCACAGAUACACAGAGAAAACUAGAUCGUGAAUGUGAUACGAACGUCAGUUUAUCCUUAUCUGCGUUAUCAGCUCAGUUGGAGAUUGUGUCAAAUUUGUAUUUGUGGUUGUUGUGUUUACUGAAAGUUUUGCAGAUGUGAAAAUGUUUACGUAGUUCGGUUCGUCUGAGCUAAAUUAGCGUACAUGUGUGUGAGUGUUAUUACGCUUAUUAUAUAUUUAACGGCGCUUACUUUCAACAAUUAUAUGGCAAUAUUCAACAUUUUCACGUUCAUUUGCUCAACUGGGCAGCGCAUCAAUAUGUAUGCUGCAGAGCGAGGGGAAGCGGUGAUUAGCGCGUAACAUUUUAGGAACUUUGAUCGUUUGCCAUUAAUUUAGUUACGCCGUAAUGCGCUUUAUUGUAUUUACUAGAAUGAAAUGUGCGUACUGAGAAGCAAAACGGAGAAUCUCUGUAGCUGUGACUAUCCAUCUUAUAUAAUAAAGUUAAAUAAGAUAAUGUGAUAAGAGACAUUAAAUGAAAACUUGUUGAGCGCGAACGCCAGUGUUUCACCAACUAAAUAUACAAAGUGCAUAAAUAAUAUCUUCCGGCAAAUGAACACAACAAAAAUAAAUUAUUCAAAAAUACACCUAACUCAGUCAUCAGAAUUCAAGAACUGUAAAAAAAGUUAGAAAAACGGUUUCUCAGAAUUAGCUUGAGUCAUAAGCACUUUUACACCACUUCGGAUCGCAUUCGUCAACGUCUCGUAGGGACAGUUUCGCUAAAAUCGGUGUUGCAUCUGUACGAAAAUGGCACGGCAAACAACUUAUUGGAAAGUGUUAACGCGCCGGAAAAUAUUACCUAACGAGGGAGCGGAGAGUGAUACGAAGCUGAAUCGUGUACUCGGCUUAUUCGAUCUGACCGCUUUAGGCGUUGGUUCGACUUUGGGCGCAGGCGUUUAUGUGUUAGCCGGUCAAAUAGCACGCGAUCAAGCGGGUCCCUCUGUGGUGCUAUCCUUUGCAAUCGCAGCGCUGGCAUCUUUACUAGCAGGCAUUUGUUAUGCGGAGUUUGGUGCGCGUGUACCCAAAGCUGGUUCGGCUUAUGUCUAUAGCUAUGUUUGUAUCGGCGAGUUCGCUGCCUUUGUCAUCGGUUGGAAUUUGAUGUUGGAGUAUAUUAUUGGCACCGCCAGUGUUUGCCGUGGCAUCAGUCUCUAUUUGGAUACGCUAAUAAACGAUACGCUCAAGAACACCUUUGCCGAGAUAGCGCCAAUCAAUGUUAGUUUCCUCGCAAGCUACUUCGAUUUCUUUGCAGUCGGGCUGGUUAUUGUAUUUGGUGUUGCAUUGGCCUUUGGCGUGGAGACUUCAGCUUUGGCUAAUAAUUUCUGUACGAGCCUCAAUAUUUUCAUACUAUUGUUUGUCAUAAUUUUUGGAGCUAUCAAAGCAAACUUCGCCAACUGGUCUAUUGAUCCGCAAGCCAUCAACGCCACCAUCACAACGAGCAAUAUUGGCUCUGGUGGUUUCUUCCCAUUUGGCUUCGCAGGCACACUAAAAGGUGCCGCCACUUGCUUUUUUGGCUUUGUUGGUUUCGACUGCAUCGCAACCACCGGCGAAGAGGUGCGCAAUCCGCGCCGCAAUAUACCACGUUCCAUCUUACUAUCGCUGUUUAUCAUAUUUCUUUGCUAUUUCGGCGUCUCAACAGUACUCACACUCAUGGUACCGUACUAUGAGCAAGACCCGAAUGCGCCUUUGCCAUUUGCUUUCAAACAAGUCGGCUGGACCUUCGCCAUGUGGAUAGUGGCCAUCGGUGGGCUUAUCGGUUUGUUAGCCAGUUUAUUUGGUGCUUUGUUUCCGUUGCCGCGGGUCAUGUACUCCAUGGCAGAAGAUGGUUUAUUAUUUCGAUUUUUAGGAAAAAUCAGUCCGCGCUUUCGGGUACCGGUUAAUGGUUCAAUCUGCGCCGCUAUAUUCACAGCUCUCAUGGCGGGAUUGUUCGACCUACAGCAAUUAGUUAAUCUACUGUCAAUCGGCACUUUGCUGGCUUACAGCGUGGUGGCCAUUUCAAUUACCAUACUUAGAUACAUGGAGUCGGCUGAGGGUUCGGAUUGUGAAAGCGGUAUUCAACCGUUAACCGAAAACUCCAUGCUCACAUCAGCGGGUACUCGAGUCACCUCCAAAGCUGUAUUACAACAAUUGUUCAACAUCAAACGCCUGGACACACCAAACUCUCUUUCAACUCGGAUCGUUGGCACUUUAAUUUCAGUAUUUUGUCUCCUCUCAUUAUUCAUCGGUCUAAUAUUCAAAGAAGCUUACGAUGCUCUGCUUGAAAACCAAUUAUGGGUACUUGUUCUAUUACCCAUUUUAGUGUUAUUUGCUAUACUUGCACUGGUCAUGAUUUGCCUUCAACCACGCGAGCCGGUUAUAAAAACAUUCCGCGUUCCCAUAGUACCGCUUUUACCAGCCAUCAGCGUGUUUAUUAAUAUCUACCUAAUGUUGCAGCUGGAUGUGAUGACUUGGAUCCGUUUCGGUAUAUGGAUGUUGAUUGGCAUACCAAUAUUCAUUGCUUGUUGGUGCAUGUAUGACAUUACUGAUGUCACCAAACGAAAUCCCGAGCGCAUCGCAUUUGAGCGUGCCUUGAAAGAGAGUGCGCGCAACCUAAAACCAGUCAAUGGGCAUUUAAACAAAAGUAUAAAAUCAAAUGGUGUUCUAAAGAAGUCGAAAAGUGCCAAUGGGGUGGCAAACAACACCACUUUAAGCUCUCAAAACGAACACACGGUGAAAAGUCUAGACGAAAUUAUGAAUAUGAAUGAAGUUAGUGAUGACUUGAUCGAGAUGCGACAUCCAAAUGGUAAAGUUUUCUACAUUGAAGACAAUCGAAGUCACUCGUCAAAGAAUUCGUUAGAUAAAACAGAUGGGGAGAAAGAUGGUACGCGAGAGGAUGAAAAGUCUGUGAUAGCAAUGUUGGACGAUGUGUUGCAAGCAGCGGAUGUCGGCACUACAAUAACAUCCAAUAUGCCUGACUAUCGCAAAUUUAGCGUGGAUUCUGAAAUGCUGCCGAGCGUGAUCGAAAUGAAUACAAUAGCAACCGUGCACACCAGUAGCAAUUCAUCGGACGAUUUGGAAGCUGUGCCCGAGGUGGAAAGUAUCAAGGGCUCCAGCUGCAGCAGCCUUAACAGUGCUACUGAGCGUUUCACCGCCACCUAUGCGGCAGCAAAGCAAUUAGUUGAUGAAAUUAUUAACAGUGCUGCGCUCAAGGAAGCUUUGGAACGCCAAAAAUCUCUAAACGAAGCUGUAAAUCUGCAAUUUUCGAACAGUCAAAUUGACAGCAAUGCGACAGAAGAUACAAAUGGGCAAAAUACUUUCACAUCAACUGAUACACCCGAGCGUAAGCCAAUGCAAAUGGAAGAGAUUGUGCCACGCAUCCGAACGAACUCAAAAUCAUCGUUACUCUCCGUUGAUGAUGCAAUUCAUUCCGACCACUUUAAGAAUAAGCUAAGUAAAAUUUUAAUGCUCCCACCUGCACAAGCAACACCGCACAAGAUUUCGCAAAAGGACCAAACACUGAUAGACAAACCAACAACGGAAAACUGCUCUCCGCGACCGCAACUCAAACAUUCAAAAAGCGAAACAGACAUACGCCAACUCGUCUUGAAAGCAAUUGUGAACACGGAGUUAGCCGAAUUAAAUGGCGUCACUACACCGUCUGAUUCAAAUGUUAACGGUAUACCGAAACCACCGAAAUUUGAUCCAAUACUCUACAAAACAAUCAAUAACCUGCGCUCCAACAAAGAACGACCCAGCUUACAGCAACUAAUGGAAAUCAACGAAAAGCCAUUGGCGGUUAAAACGAUCGCGUCACCAACACCAGCUGACACAUCACAAGAAGAGGCAUUGCCAUUUAAACAAAAGCUGGAAGCAGUUUUGAAACGCGGUCCAUCACAUCGCCUGCAACAGCGUCCAGAAUCAGUGCAAAUACGUCGGCCAAAGUCAGUCGAGCCAAUAUCACUGCGAGAAGAAACCGAGGAGCAAAUAAUCCUUAGGCCCAAACAAAAUGGCACUACGAGAAGAAGUAUGGCACGAUCGGAAAAUAAUCUAGCCACCAAAGUUAGCGACGACGGCGCAAAUAUGAUUACAAACGCACGAAGCUUACUUAAACACGUGCCAAAUGGGACCGUCGAGUUGUAUGGAUAGCAGACAAUGGUUGCUCGUUAAUCUUUAUAAUGGGUAUUUACAUGCAUAUACAAGCAUAUUGUAUAUGUGUAUGUAUGUAGCUGUAUCCACAUAUCUGGGAAUAUAUGUAUUAACGUAUUCAUAUAUACUGCAUUUUAGUAUUGUAGUUGUUAAAGAUAUUUAUUGUUGGAAUUUAUUAAACAAAUAUUUAGUCACAAAUACCUAAAGCUCAAGUAACUGGCUCAAAGCCUUAGCAUAAACUCGUUGUUGUAGGCGUAGAACUCGUUAGCUUAAAUACUGUUAUAACAUAGGUAUAACCUAUAUUUGUAUUGUAAUAUUGUAAUUGUUGAUAAGUACAUGUGUAUGUGUGCAGCUUGGAAAACCACACAACGUUCACAAAAAACCAAAUCAGUGCUUUGGUGUUAUAUUUUUUUAAUUUAAUUUUUUUUUUUUUUGUAAUUAUAAUUAAUUGUUAUUAGUUCUUGUUUUCCCCAAAAGUUGCAUGUGUGUAGCUUAGUCCUUACUUAGCAUAAACUAAUAAUUAAUCAGUCGUAAUGUAUCUAUAAAUUGGCGAGUGCAUGCUAUUAUCAAACUUAAACAACUAAUUUCCGUUUCCUUUAAUUAACUAAAACUAUCACGUAACACAAUUAAUCACGAAUGUUUACGAAACUUAUAACCGAUCUACGUUUACAUUCGGGUGAAGCGAAAAAAAAUUUUUUUUUCUUACCCUGAGGGUAAAAUUUGUAGAUUAAAAAACCAAACAAAAUUUUAAGACAAAAAAAAAUUUUUUUUUUCGGUUUAAACUCUUCACAUUUAUAUAAAAAUUACCGAAUUUAACGGUUUUUGACUCAGAUUUUAUUUUGACGCUUAGGGAAAGCAUGUUGUCGUUUAAGACUCCAAUAAUUACCACAAAUUUUUUUUUUAAUUUGAUAACUUUUAAUUGGCCAGAAAGAGCACUCUCCACAGCUUCUAGAACACUUAUCAAAAUUUUUUUUCGAAUGAAAAAUUGUAACUCGAAAUUUACUUUAAAAGUAAAAGUAAAUUUUUUUUUUCCGAAAAUUUUCUUUUUUUGUAAUCUAAAAAUUUGACCCUCAGGCCCGAACCACCCUAGUGUACAUGCAUCUAACACAACAUCACUUUCUUCACCAUAUCUAUGCGUACCCGUAUAUACAUAUAUGUUUGUACACAUUCUUCUAACCCCUCCACAGGCUUGUCAAUAUACUUUUUCUAUGGACUACCAAAUAGUUUAAGACAGUUAAAGAGGCAGCGUAACGGUUGGCAAAAAUUGAAAUACAGUAACUCGUUCUAAUCAUAAGUGCAACAUCAAUUAACAGUAUCACUGUAUAGCAAUACAUGAGUACAUGCAUAUAUACCUACAUAUAUAUGUAUAUGUAUAUUCAGCAUACAUAUUUAUUACGUACAGCUAAUCAAUUUAAAUAUAUGUAUUUUUAUAAAACUUUAAUGUAUAGUUAAUUAAAUUGGAUGGAAGUAAUUUAGUAAUUAAGAAAAUGUAAAAUAAAUGCAAAGAAGUGAGCUGCUAAUCUUUAUAAUGUGCUUGUUAGUAAAUCAUAACAAAUGUAUGCGCAGUGCCACACACCAAAGACCACAGAUAAUUCCGAUUAUUCGAGAACAAAUCUAUAUUUUUACCUUAAAUGUUAAUACAAAGCAUUUUAUGGAAACUAUAAAUAAAUUUUAUUAAUUAUACUGUUCAAAA
Messenger RNA from Bactrocera oleae (olive fruit fly), 7424 nucleotides. RefSeq names its product cationic amino acid transporter 2. Gene Ontology annotation, cellular component: plasma membrane. The record is from RefSeq and is a predicted model, not a curated record. Lineage: Eukaryota; Metazoa; Arthropoda; Insecta; Diptera; Tephritidae. Gene Ontology annotation, molecular function: L-ornithine transmembrane transporter activity; L-arginine transmembrane transporter activity; L-lysine transmembrane transporter activity. Gene Ontology annotation, biological process: L-ornithine transmembrane transport; L-arginine import across plasma membrane.